AUGGAAGAUUUAAAUCGAGGAAUUAAACAUUUGCAAGUUAAACCAAAAGGUAAAAGAAAACUUGAAAACGAAUUGGAUCUCCCGUCUGAAGAAAAAUACAUCUCUAAAGAUCAAGCCAAUAAGGUUGAUCGAGCACUUUAUGAGAUUUUUGAAAACACUAAUGAAAAAAAAAUAUUACAAGGCGUCCACUUGUUAGUAAUAGGUGGCCCAACUGGCACCUCAAAAACGUCAACAAUAAAAUAUGUCUGUAAAAAAAGAAAUUAUCAUAUUGUUGAUUGGACGGAAUUUCAAAAUAGUGAAGAAUUUGAAUCGGUUUUUGAUGGCCUUUCAACAUUUUUUACAUAUUUCAGUAGAAGGAUAGAAAAUCAAGCUCUCAAAAAUGGAUGCACAAAACAAAUAUUGCUUUUUGAUGAUUUGUCAGCCUUCACUCAUAAUCAUUCAAAUAAAAUUUUUAAUGAAGUAAUAGAAGUUUACUUAGAUAGUAAAACUGUAAAAUUUCCUAUAGUAUUCAUAAUCACGGACGUUCGAAUCAAUGAUACUGGCAAUGAUUAUACAGGCAAACAGGACAAGUUUAAAGAUAUCAAUAUGAGAACUUUUUUCACACCAAAUAUUCUUAGAUCAGAAAAAUCCAAGUGCAUCGAAUUUCCUGCUGUGCCAAAAUACUUGAUGAUAGAUGCUCUUCAAAAAUAUGCCAAUAAUGAAUAUAGAAACGACCAACAAAAAAGGCUGGCAUCGCUGCAGUUAAUUCAUUUAGUUGAAAAAAGGUCAAAUGGUGAUCUGAGGGGAGCGAUUAAUCUUUUGGAAUCUUUCCUCAUACAAAUACCCAAAGAAGUGAAGGAAGAAAUAAUUGCAGCAUCAAUGACUAAUGUUUUGUCAAGGUCUCCGAAAAAAUUAAAAACUUAUAAUACAAAUAAUGUAAAUGCAAGUCCCACGUCUCCAAAUAACUUUGCAUCAUCAUCAAAAUUUACAGUAAACGUCAACUAUGAAAUAGAACAAUUGGUCGACACAACAUUAAAUACUUUAUCUCGUGAUAAUUUAACAAACAAAUACACUGCUGUUAGAAAUGUAUUAUACAAUUUCAGAGCUGAACCUAAUGUUUUUGGUGGUGAUGAGACAAGUAUCAAACUUGGGAGGUUAAUGGGGAAAGAAGUCGCACCUGAUGAGAUGCCUGAUCGACAUCCUAUUCAAAUAAUGCCUGAAGUUUUUUUAGAUAAUCUUGAUACCGACUCUGACUUCUACCUUGAUUUAUUGCAAAACAAUUAUAUAAAUUCUUUUGGUAAUAUAUCAGAAUUAGCAUUUGCAGCUGAGAGGUUAAGUAGAUCUGAUUGUUUAACUAGAAAUGGCGAGAUAAUGAAUUCUGAAACCUUAAAAUCGUGUGCUGUUUUGUAUGCAACCAGAAGCUUAUAUUUUGCACAUAUACAGAAGGUACCAUUCAAUCGUUCUUUUUCAGGAUUUAAAAGAUCUCCAUAUUUUGAUACAUUUGGAAUUCAACGUCAAAAACAUAUGGAAUAUCAAGAAAUAUUAAACGCGACUUAUAAAAAGGAACACAGAGUUAAGAAUGACCAAAUAUGGCAAUUAGAGUAUGUCCCAUAUCUCAAACACAUUGUAAAAAAGAAAGAUAUUGCUUCAAAAUAUAACAGUUUGCAAAAGAAAUUGAUUGAUGAAUUAACAUUUUAUCAAAAACAUUGA
Entrophospora candida is the source of this 1689-nucleotide messenger RNA. NCBI's taxonomy places the organism in Eukaryota, Fungi, Glomeromycota, Glomeromycetes, Entrophosporales, Entrophosporaceae. The record is from the annotation of a GenBank genome assembly.